This is a messenger RNA of Ceratotherium simum simum (southern white rhinoceros), 2150 nucleotides long. RefSeq names its product ubiquitin specific peptidase 30 (gene USP30). Gene Ontology annotation, molecular function: cysteine-type deubiquitinase activity. Lineage: Eukaryota; Metazoa; Chordata; Mammalia; Perissodactyla; Rhinocerotidae. The record is from RefSeq and is a predicted model, not a curated record. Gene Ontology annotation, biological process: protein deubiquitination. Gene Ontology annotation, cellular component: nucleus; cytosol.
CCGUCCUUGGCCUACUUUCCCUCGAGGAGCUGGGACUUCGGCCGCGGGUUCCGCGUCCUCGGAGCCUGGGGAGCCCCCGGUCUGUGGGCGGCGGCGGCGGCGGCUUCCCGCGGGGCAGCGAUGCUGAGCUCCCGGGCCGAGGCGGCGAUGACCGCUGCCGACAGGGCCCUCCAGCGCUUCCUGCGGACCGGGGCGGCCGUCAGAUACAAAGUCAUGAAGAACUGGGGUGUUAUAGGUGGCAUUGCCGCUGCUGUGGCAGCAGGAAUAUAUGUUAUUUGGGGUCCCAUUACAGAAAGAAAGAAGCGUAGAAAAGGGCUCGUGCCUGGCCUCGUCAACCUGGGGAACACCUGCUUCAUGAACUCCUUGCUGCAGGGCUUGUCUGCCUGCCCCGCCUUCAUCACGUGGCUGGAAGAGUUCACCGCGCAGUACGCCAGGGACGAGGCGGAGCCCCCCGCGCGCCAGUCUUUGUCCUUAACACUGCUGCGGCUCCUGAAAGCUUUAUCCUGCCAAGAAGUUACUGAGGAUGAGGUCUUGGAUGCAAGCUGCUUGUUGGAUGUCUUAAGAAUGUACAGGUGGCAGAUCUCUUCAUUUGAAGAACAGGAUGCUCACGAAUUAUUCCAUGUCAUUACCUCGUCGUUGGAGGAUGAGCGGGACCGCCAGCCCCGGGUCACACAUUUGUUUGAUGUGCAUUCCCUGGAGCAACAGUCAGAAACCACUCCCAAACUCAUCGCCUGCCGCACAAGAGGGUCACCUUAUCCUAUGUCCAAUCACUGGAAGUCUCAGCACCCUUUUCAUGGAAGACUUACUAGUAAUAUGGUCUGCAAACACUGUGAACACCAGAGUCCUGUUCGAUUUGAUACCUUUGAUAGCCUUUCACUGAGUAUCCCAGCUGCCACGUGGGGUCAUCCAUUGACCCUGGACCACUGCCUUCACCACUUCAUCUCAUCAGAAUCAGUGCGGGAUGUUGUAUGUGACAACUGUACGAAGAUUGAAGCCAAAGGGACGUUGAAUGCGGAGAAGGUGGAACGCCAGAGGACCACUUUCGUUAAACAGUUAAAACUAGGGAAGCUCCCCCAGUGCUUGUGCAUCCACCUCCAGAGGCUGAGCUGGUCCAGCCACGGCACGCCCCUGAAGCGGCAUGAGCACGUGCAGUUUAACGAAUUCCUGAUGAUGGACGUCUACAAGUAUCACCUCCUUGGACACAAGCCUGGUCAGCACGGCCCUAAACUGAAGGAGAACCCGGGGCCUGCGUUGGAACUGCAGGACGGGCCGGCAGCCCCCAAAUCAGUUCUAAAUCAGCCUGGGGGCCCCAAAACACAAAUGUUUAUGAAUGGCGCCUGCUCCCCAUCUUUACUGCCUACACUGCCAACCCCGGUGCCCUUCCCCCUCCCAGUGGGUCCUGACUGCAGCUCCUCCACGUACCUCUUCCGGCUGAUGGCAGUUGUCGUCCACCAUGGAGACAUGCACUCUGGACACUUCGUGACUUACCGCCGAUCCCCACCUUCAGGCAAGAACCCUCUCUCCACCAGCAACCAGUGGCUGUGGAUUUCUGAUGACACGGUCCGCAAGGCUAGCCUGCAGGAGGUCCUGUCCUCCAGUGCGUACCUGCUGUUCUACGAGCGUGUUCUGUCCAGGAUGCAGCAGCAGAGUCAGGAGUACAAGUCUGAAGAAUGACCCGGCCCAGAGCUAGAGCUGAUAGCACUGUCCACACUGGCCAGGAAAAAGGCAAAGGCAGACUGUAUGUGUGUGUGCACGUGCCUGCGCAUGUGUGUAAGCAGCCCCACUAGAGUCCCGUAGCCUUCUGGUGUGUUCUAAGAGCAGGCUCCACAUGAGAGCCAGUGGCCCCAAUUCAAACCAAAUCAGGCUCCCCGAACAGCUCUGCUAGUACGUCUGCUGGACGGUGUCAUGUUGGGAAGGCGUUCAUUAUGUCUCGAGCGUCUUUUUACUCACCUGGUAUCGGUAAUUAAAAGAAAUCAGAUUCCAGAAGCCACCUUUUUUAUAUUCUAACAUGUUAGGUGUUCUCAAAGGGGAGUUAACUUUGUCUGAUCCUCUGAUGUUUCAGCAUAGAUCUUUUAUUUUUAAUAAGCAGACCCAUAAAAAUGGUUGAUAAGAAUUAGUGAAAUUAUUAAAGGCAACAAUUUAGAAGAAAA